AACUUGAACUGUUUUGCGGGAGCAGCGGGAACCUGUUUGAGCUUCUUCGACGAAUCCUUUCCAAAUCUGACAUACCUAAAGUUGCUUAUAAUGAGUGCUAAAAAGCAACGAGGAACCAGGGUGCCAACAGCGCCUCCGAAGGAGAGUGAAACUUUUAUUCCUCCUGGUUUUACUCAGAAGCAGAAAGCGUCGUCUUUUGAUCAAAUGGAUUCCCCCAACCUGUCUUCUAUAGACAAAGCUAGCUUCCUGGCAGGAUUACAGCUAAAUUAUGGCAACCCUCUGCACAGUACAGCCAUGGAGGAAGAUUUAAAUGUGAGUGAGGAGAAACAGAUGAGCCAAGAAAGGGCAGGAAGAACUGACUUUCCUAAGACAGGAAAGGACACUGGUAAACAACGGGGAGCUGCUGUGAAGAGGAAGAAGGCAGAGGGAGGUCAGGAGAAUGAGGAGGAAGAGAAGAAGAUAAACAGGGGCAGGAGACGUGCUGGAGAGAAGGUCAAAAGGCCUGAGAAGGAAGCAACAGAAGAUGAAAGAGCAGAAUCAGAUGCAGAGGCACAUAAAUCCAUCCCCACGAAGGUCAGUCACCCUGCCUCCAGAGCCAGGCAGCAGCGAUUGGUUGGGAAGAAGCCCGCCAAGAGGGGCAGUGCCAGGCCAGUGAAUAAUCAGCAAAGGACGGAGGACAAGAAGAGAAGAAGUCAAUCUGGUAGUGGAAAAUCCAAUGACAGUCAGUCACAGGACUCUGGCCCUGCCCCACAGAGGCACAGGAGAGUCCUGUCUUCUGAUGAAGAGGAGGUGGAUGAAGACACCAGCUGGAUUCCAAGUCCAAAGAAGUCCAGGAUGCAUAGUUUGGGAAGAACUAAAAAGUCUUUGUCUAAUAAGUCCAAAGCUAGGAAGUCCUCAUCAGGCAGUGCUUCUGGAGAACCGGGACAGGCCAGCACAGGCAAACAGAGGCGGAAGAAACUGAGCCAACAUGUAGGAACAGAGUUAGAGGUGGUGCUGGAUUCCUUCCUUGAUUUCUGUGACCAGUACAGGGAGUCUGUGGAGUCUAAAGCUGUCAGACAGGCCAUUGACUGUUUCUCCAACAACGUCAAAGAGCAGCUCUUGGAAAAGAUCACUUCUUUAAAGGAGCUCAAGGUGCUCAAAAGAGACAACAUCAAGGUGGGCUCUUUGAUCCGUAAAAACACGCAGAGACUGUAUGAUGCCAAGCACGAGCUGAUGAGGGCAGAGAGGCAGGCGUGGUUGCUGGGGAAGGAGAAGGCCGAACUGCAGCUGCGAUUAGCUGACUUGAGACGAAGCCAGGCCUUCCUCCAUGACAUCAGAGAGCUCAAUAGACAGUACCUGGACUACAGACACAAACACCCCAAGGAGAAAGAGAUGUACGGGGCGUCCAGCUUAGCAGCUCUGCUCUUGGAGACGAAGCACAUCGAGACGGCAGAGAAUCAGCUGAGAGGAAUCAACAUCCAGCAGGAGAAAAGACAGAAGAAAAAGGAGACUGGGGAAAAAACACACGCACAAAAGCAGAAAGUUUAAAGCUCCGGCGACUGCAUAGUAUGAGAUAUAAGGCUGGAAGCAGCUUGGCAGUGUGGAUUGUAAUGUGUUUUGUGGAUAAGAUUUUGUAUAUAACCAAUAUUCUGUUCAUUUAGAUCAUAAAUGUAACCUGUAGAUGAUUGCUAGAAGAUUUGCACCAUUAUAUGUUUAAUAAAU
Molecule: messenger RNA, 1701 nt
Organism: Archocentrus centrarchus (flier cichlid)
Lineage: Eukaryota; Metazoa; Chordata; Actinopteri; Cichliformes; Cichlidae
Gene: cenpu
Product: centromere protein U
Exons: 14
Coding region: 91-1527 (478 amino acids)
Cellular component (GO): nucleus
Source: RefSeq, a predicted model, not a curated record